AUGGGCAGAGUGUAUACUCAAAAGGAGUUCGAAAAUUUGCUGUUCGAUUAUGGUUUAGAGCUUGAUGAAGUGACUAGCGAAAAAGCUGCCGCACAGAAAGAACAAAGUUUGACAAAGGACGAGGAUUUAAGUAAAUUAUGUGACGAGGAAAUAUAUAAGAUAGAAUUGCCAGCAAAUCGUUAUGAUUUACUCUGUAUUGAAGGUCUCUCGCGUGCUUUACGGAUAUUCAGAAGCGAGAUGGAGCCACCAAUUUAUCGGCGGUUGGGAUCGUCUCACUAUCGGCAUCAGAUAAUUAUUAAGCCAGAAGUUCUAUCGAUACGGCCGUAUGUUGUAGGAGCUGUUUUAGUCGGUGUCAAAUUAGAUGCGGAUUCUUAUGCUUCACUAAUUGAUUUACAAGAUAAAUUGCAUCAAAAUAUAUGUCGAAAAAGGACUUUAGUAGCAAUUGGUACUCAUGAUUUGGAUACGGUGCAAGGUCCUUUUUAUUACGGAGCAGAGAAACCAGCUGAUUUAAAGUUCAAACCGCUGAAUCGAACAAAGAGAUACAGCAGAAGAGAUGAUGGUUCUAUACUCGGGGGAUAG
Messenger RNA from Brugia pahangi, 579 nucleotides. The record is from the annotation of a GenBank genome assembly. Lineage: Eukaryota; Metazoa; Nematoda; Chromadorea; Rhabditida; Onchocercidae.